Molecule: messenger RNA, 1182 nt
Organism: Stylophora pistillata
Lineage: Eukaryota; Metazoa; Cnidaria; Anthozoa; Scleractinia; Pocilloporidae
Source: RefSeq, a predicted model, not a curated record
AUGAUAGUCGCAAGCAUUACUCAUCGAAAAAACGAAUGGAGGUCUGGGUGGAAGUCCCAGACCAGUCACAACAAAUAUCAGAACAACCAGAAGCAGAUGUACACCUAUCCCCUCAAGGAAGGAGGAGGAGGAGAAAGUACAGAAGUAAUUAACCAGGUUAGUGUGACUGAGGUUAACCAGGAAGCACAGGCAAUAUCAUUCAAAACUGGUAGAAUUCACAGCUAUAUAAAUGAAUGGGUAACUUUAACUAGUGAUUCUAGUAUACUUGAUAUUGUCAAGGGCUGCAAAAUUGAAUUUAAUAGAGGCCCCCCUUACCAAUUAAGAAUACCUAAGCCUAUAAGAGUCACCUGUAAGGAGGCUGAAUUCAUCGAAAUUGAAAUUAGUAGACUCCUUGAGAAAGGAGUUAUUGUUCUCUGUCAAUAUGAAGGGGAAUUUUUGUCAAACUUCUUCGUUACACCCAAAAAAGAUGGCUCAUACAGGCUUAUUUUGAAUUUGAAAAAUUUCAAUAAGAAUGUUGCUUACCACCCUUUUAAAAUGGUUUCUUUGCAGUCUGUUAUUCAGAUGAUGAAAAGGGACUGUUUUAUGGCUUCUAUUGAUUUACGAGAGGCUUAUUACUUGGUCAAAAUUGAUGCAAACUAUCAGAAGUUUCUAAAGUUCUCAUGGAACAAUCAAUUGUAUAAAUUUACUUGCUUGCCAAAUGGUCUUGCUUGUGCUCCCAGGUUAUUUACUAAAUUGUUAAAACCAGUCUAUAGCACUCUAAGGUCAAGAGGUUUCUUGUCAGUGGCAUAUAUUGAUGAUUCUUACCUUCAGGGUAAUGAUUUUGGUGACUGUCUCUCUAAUGUUAAUGAGAAUGUUGAAUUGUUUAUUAAAUUGGAAUUUGUGAUUCAUCCUGUUAAAUCUGUUGAGCUGCCUACUCAGGAGCUGUUUUCUAGGUUUCACCCUAAAUUCCAAACAAAUGUCUGUUUCUUUGACAAAAGAAAGUCUUCUCUAAAAGAUAUAAUAAAGAAAACUUUAGAAUUGAAUAGUGCAUCUAUUCGUGACUUAGCAAAGGUCGUUGGAAAAUUAGUUGCAGCCUUCCCAGGUUGUUUAUAUGGGUCUCUCCACUAUCGUUGCCUUGAGUCAGACAAGACUGCUGCACUCAAGGAAGCAAAAGGAGAUUUUGAUGCUCCUAUCAUUGUCUGA